Molecule: messenger RNA, 2537 nt
Organism: Doryrhamphus excisus (bluestripe pipefish)
Lineage: Eukaryota; Metazoa; Chordata; Actinopteri; Syngnathiformes; Syngnathidae
Product: patatin-like phospholipase domain-containing protein 2
Biological process (GO): positive regulation of triglyceride catabolic process; lipid homeostasis; triglyceride catabolic process
Cellular component (GO): cytoplasm; lipid droplet; membrane
Molecular function (GO): triacylglycerol lipase activity
Source: RefSeq, a predicted model, not a curated record
CGGAAGUACAUUAUACAUACAUAAACAUGUUUGUUUGUUUGUUUGUAGGUAUUAUGCUUCACGUUAUAGCCAACUUUUCAUACACAAUGCUGACAUUUACAUGACAUUAAGUGCGUUUUACUUCAUGUAAACGUCAGCCAGAGAAGAAAAUUAUACCGACUGAACUUUAACAGCUGGACUAGAGAAAGAGGAGUGGCUUUAACUUUCCACCAUUAUUUCUGCGACAUUGUUCUUUAUCUUUAUGUGAGUCUCACCUCCGCCUGAGUAAUGCCAGUGUUUUCCAGGAAGACGAAGCCUACAUCGGUAAAGGCUGUCCUUAUGUCUCUGCUGAGGUGGCUCAAGUCUGCGCGGGAAAUAUCCUCAACUGUGAGGCUGCACGCGCUGAAGUCCACCACCGGAAUGCUCAUAUUUUCGUUAAAAAAAAAACCUUUGUAUUUGAUCCCUGGACUGGAAUUAGACUCGUAUAUUGUCCGAGUCUAACCGAAUGCACUCGACGCGGAACUGGUUCGGCCAAGGGUCAUAUUGGUGGUUGGGUUCAACAGUCACAUGACCGCUCUUGACUAAUCAGUGGAGGUGGACUAUUGAUGUAAACAUUGAUAUUAUCAUCAUUACCAAGGAUACUGUCAGUAUCGAAUCGAUACUAUUAUCGAUACUUUUAUUUCAUUCUUAAUUUAUUGUAUUUGUAUAUGGUUAAUUGUUUGAAAAUAUUUUUGUGUUUAUUCUGAUUAUAAUCACGAUCAGAGGCAAAACCGCUCCAGUAUAAAAAGUAUUAGUAUUGGCAAUACCGAACCUGAAUUUGAUUGGUAUCAAAUCCAUACCAUAAUAUGCAGUAUCGCCCACCCCUGCCAAACAGAGGAGCACCAGUGUGACGUCAUCGUUAUCCGCUCACCUUUGGAUGCCAACACUCACACAGGUGAUACGUGUAGCUCAUGUUGCAUGUUAUAUGCAUGUAGUCUGACAUGCAUGAAGACAAGGCAAGGAUGUUCAGCUUGAAGCAAAAGGAGUGGAGCAUCUCGUUCGCAGGCUGUGGUUUUAUGGGCAUUUAUUACGUGGGCGCCAGCAGUUGUCUUCGUCGUCGGUUCCCGGCUCUCAUCCACAAUGCUUCGAAAAUUUACGGAGCCUCUGCAGGGGCCUUGAUGGCUGCUGUCCUCACCACAGGAGUCCCUCUGGAGAAAUGUUGUGCUGAUCUGAUGUUCAUGGCAAAAGAGGCCAGGAAGCACAAGCUUGGUCCUCUGCAUCCAUCUUACAACCUGCUGCAGCUGGUCAAAGACUCCCUGCAGGCCGGCCUGCCUCAAGACGCUCACCUACGGGCUUCUGGGAAACUUUGCAUCUCGCUGACACGAGUGCGAGAUGGUAAGAAUGUUCUGGUGUCUGACUUUGACAGUCGAGAUGAGCUCAUUCAGGCGCUUCUAUGCAGCUGCUUUGUUCCAUUCUACUGUGGAGUCAUUCCUCCCACUUUCCGUGGAGUGCAUUAUGUGGACGGCGCAGCCAGCGACAACCUCCCCCGCUGCCACUACAGGAACACCAUCACCGUAUCCGCAUACGCCGGCGAGAGCGACAUCUGCCCACGGGGGAGCACGCUCAACUUCCACGAGGUGCGCUUCAACAACGUCAGCAUCCAGGUCACCUCCGAGAACGUGUACAGGGUCACCAGCACCUUCUUCCCGCCAGAGCCAGAGGUGAUGGCUGAGAUCUGCCACAAUGGCUGCAUGGACGCUCUCCGCUUCCUACAAGACAACAAUCUGAUCAACUGUGAAUCCCCCGAAAGGAGUCUGGAGCCUCUUACACCUCCAUCGUCACCCGUGGAAGGUCUGGAGACCCGUGAGGACCAGGACUGGUGGCAGAACCCUGACUUCAUCGAGAACCUUCCUCUGAAUCUUAGGAAAGUGUUGUGUGCCGCCUGCAGGGAAAGACACCCUGCUGGUGGGCUGCUGUCUCACGUGUCUGACAAGGUGACCUCCAUCCUGUGGCUCCCCAGCACCAAGUCACUAGAACCCGCCUUCUCGCUGGCCCAAAGACUUCUGCACUGGCUGCCUGACGUGCGCAAAGAUGUGAGUUGGUUCUCCAGCCUGGCGGGAGGCUUCUACAAGAGAGCAUGGCUGACGGAUGAUGAGGAUGAAAGCGCACCGCCGCUCAUGCGCAGAUGCUCCAGCCUGCCAGCGGGUCUCAACUUGUUCCACAUCCCGGAUGACGGCAAGACCACGCCCACGUGUGGCCUCUCAACCAGUGACACGGACCACAUGCCCCUCACGCCCCCACCGACUCCUACCUCAGGAAGUGAGAUGACAUUAUGAUAUUUGAAAGGAAGUUAAUUCAUGGAUUCACUCAUGAGAAUAAAUCAAAGUUAAACCAUCAGUGGACGUUUUAUUAGGUACACCAGCUAAUGAGACAAAACGAUAAUCAUGUUGACUUUUGAUUGACACUUUAACACAGGGGUCUCAAACUCAAUUCACCUGGGGGCCACUGGAGCUAGGGUCUGGGCGAGGCUGGGCCGCGUCAGUUUUUCCAAAAAAAAAAAAAAAAACGCAUUUAUUAAA